Messenger RNA from Athalia rosae (coleseed sawfly), 4075 nucleotides. RefSeq lists its product as uncharacterized. The transcript has 7 exons. The coding region runs from base 862 to 2625 and encodes 587 amino acids. Lineage: Eukaryota; Metazoa; Arthropoda; Insecta; Hymenoptera; Athaliidae. The record is from RefSeq and is a predicted model, not a curated record.
UUCAAAAAUAACAAUUGACUCUCGUUAAACGAUGGGGUGACUUUCGUUUAAAUCUACAACUCAUUUUUGAACCAUCAUUGUUGGGCUUCCUCUGCAUAGUAAACAAUCUCAUUGUUGUGAAAUACAUUUUUUUCCCUCAGUGCAGUGAAAUUUACUGAAUUUAGGUCGAACUAUCAAGAAGAAAUUGUGUUUUCGAAAUUACUGCACUCGUAGUUUCGACUCGUUUGUCUAGAAACGAAAGUGAUUCGACUUAUUUCAUUUGUCAGUGAACAAUACUCUUGCUCCAAUCGUCACAUUGGCACUGUUUUAUCACAUAUGACCUCAAAUCCAUUUAGUAAGGCAGUUGAUCAAAGACUUGCAACGACACGCAUGUGAGUCAAGGUCGUUUCAGUGAAAAUUAUCAUGACAAAUGCACUGUUAAUGAACAUUGGAGCAGCGUCAACAUGGGAAGGAAUCUUUACUUAUCCUUCACUGAGACCUGCCAUCCUUGCAGCAACAGGACGCCCACCACCCGCCUAUUUAAAGCAAACAAUUACCAAUACUAACAAACCAGACAUCCGACUCGAAGCAAUAUUGCAACUAAUAUAACAUAACUAAACGAAAUUAAAAUAAACUACAGUAAACUAAAGCAACUAAACCAAACUAAAAGAAACAGCUGUAAGAAUAAUCCAAGUAAAUUAAGUAACUGUGUAAACAAAAUCAUAAGAUUCAAAACGACGGGGUGGUGGUUUUGACUAAGUCAUAAUACAAGGUCUAAGAGAAAUCCAUAAAAAGAACAAAACACACAGGAGAGAGGAUGAUCACCCCGGAGGCAGCAGAGUUUGCUGGAGCUCGGGCCAGAGAAGGAUCUAUAGCAAAGGAAUGAGGCACCCCGCACUGCGCCUGGCUGGGAUCGUGGCAUCCCCCAGCGGAGGUGAGGGUGGGAUAUUUGGCACAGGGACUGAAGAAGAAUUGAGAAAGUGGCUGGAAGUGCGAUUAGAUGCUCUGGGUAUAGAUCCUGUAGCCUAUUCGCGUUUCGUUCUCAGCUUACUGAGGCGUCCCGACUCUGUCUUCAGUCCUUGUGGCAAGGCCGGAGCUUUUGCACGAAGUAGCUGCCGGCAGUCCAGAGCUCCUACUAGACCCCCACCAGCUACCGACAGGGAGCAAAAGCGUGCCGUUAUACAGUGUCUCGCUAGUGCUGCCGAUCAGAAGUGUGGAGUAGAGUCCCUGGUGGAUGAACUCUGCUCAAGAUUGAGGGAAUUGGAAGGAGGGAGUUCGGACGAUGAGAAGGAUAAUGUCGAAACAUUAAAUGGAGAACCGAAAAUGGCGUUAGAGUUACUAGCCCCUCGAGACAGAGCCCUCAGGUAUUACGCAGCGUUUCCAGCUUUACAGCCUGCUACCCCGAAAAAAUUCAGCCACAAAAAGGAUCGAGCUUCUGGACAGAAUAACGUCAACAACAGUAACAAUAACAUCAGAAGUCCAUCGGAGAUACCAAUGAAUGAUGAUGGUUUAUUUUUCAAGACGAUCGCGGGAAGACCAGAAGAAAAAGAUAUGAGUUACGGAUUUGCUAAAUCUAUGGAGAGGGAGCGGGACAGGGAAAGAGAACUGGAAUUAGAUCAGCUGCGUCUGGCUCAGUUACAGGCAAAGUUUGAUCAAAGUCUGGAAGCUCUUUGGGAUUCAGGUCCUGGAAAUGCUCAGGACACAGCCUCAAUUUGGGCAGCCCCUUCUCUGUCAAUUCCUUCUGGACCUCUCUGGCCUGCCGAGACGAGUGACGCUCCAUUUAUUCUUCCGUUGAGUAACAGCGGUCGCAAUAUCAUGGAUACACCUUAUCAAGAAUCUAUUAUCGACGACUCCCCACUCAUUCCUUGGGACAUUGACUUAAUUGACGUUGGAGACUACGUUGACGAAACUGGCAAUAAAAAUAAGACAGAAUAUAAUGUAAACUGGUCAAACGCUAUCGUGCAAGGACCUUGGGCCUGGCGUGAGCUCGGUGGAAGUCUCGCAACUUUGGGGCACAGCUCGCAGGCAGGCAGUUGCUUCCUGCCAGUUGAGCCGUGCAAGACACCGGCAAAAUCCGAAGAAGAGGAGGUGCGCCCCAGUCACGAAGUUGCGAAUGUUCAAGAACCGGACGAGGACUUGCUUACUUCUGCUCGAACUCAUUUUCGGCCCAUAAAAGAAGAUGGGCAUUGGGCUGAUGGAACGACUUUUCCUGUUAACAACAGUCUCGAGAGGGUUGCCUAUCGGCGAUCCGAAUCAGGGAAUUUGCUCUAUCUUCCUGGCGGCGAAAGUCCAUACAUGGAAUAUCGCGAGAGCACCUCACCGCUACCAGCUACUAUCCCAGCUACACUGACGUUGAAGUUCAGAGUACGACAGUGCGACAAAUGCGUCCAAACUGAACCAAUACGAUCUCCGGCUAAACGAAGGAUCCUCUCAGACGCGGACCACUUCUAUUUUCCACCAGACAGAGAGGAGGAAGGCGAUAUCAUUAAGAUACCGGAAACAACACAACUAGAAGAACAUUGUUUUACUUUGGAUCAACUUGGAUGGAUUAAGCAGCGCUUACCGUUGCACAACGAUAGAAAAAGAAGACACAGCAGCAGUUUGAGAUGCCGACCAUUGGCCUCGCUGCGUCCGCUCACUCUAUAGGAGGCAUGAGAGUCAUGGGAAAAUAUCUUGACAGGCAAAUGGUGUUUUAGCGAAGUUUUUGAAGUAAUCGCAAUACGACGAGGGGGUUUCCUUGGCAUGUGGAAUUUGUUAUGCAUGAACGCAAGGAGGCAAAUCUUACCCCCUCCCUGAAUACGCAACAAUCGAGAACCGAUGACUACAACUAUACGAGUAAGAAAAAUUAUUCAAACAGUUCGUUAUUAUUAGCCCUUUGGUGACGAGAAAAACGUGCAAGAAGAGAAAAAUAAAAGGAAGAAGACAGAAGCAGGAGAAGAAGAAGAAGAAGAAGAAGAAGAAGAAGAAGAAGUAAAUGGAUAAUACGAAUUUCAAGUAGAAAAGAACGAAGUAAAAAAUUUAAUAAACAAAGCGAAAAAAAAAUUUAUAUCCUUUGUUAAGUGAAAGGAAGCGAAUGCGCGUACGAGAGCGAGAGACAAAGAGAGAAAGAGAGAGCGAGAGAAGGAUUGAAAGUAGUAGAGGUAAUUUCCGGUUUAUUUAACUCGUUGACUUUCGUAGUAAUUGCGGAAAUGUUCUCCAAUAUUAUUAUCCAAUAUCUUAUCGAUUUUUAUCAUUCGUUGUUAAAAACGAAUAAAGAAUAUUUUCGUUUGGCGCAUAGAGCGCUGAGCAUUGAGAAGCGCAUAGAUUCAAUUAUUAAAGUGUUAUAGAAUGAAAAAAAAGUGAAAAAAAAAAAAUCAAAAACAAAUUAAAGAUUAAAAGUUGGAACAAUUGAAUAACGUCGUGCAUAACGUUUUCUAACGUCAUGUUAUCGAUUCGCUGUUCUGUUUUCUUGUUGUUUUCCCAUUAUUAUUAAUUAUUAUCUUAAUCAUAUUGUCCUAAUUUUAAUUUAACUCCGUAGAAGAUUAACCAAUUGUACCCAAACUCCCAAUUUCCCUCUUCACAUCUUCCAGUUCCCGAGAUGAAAAAACAAAAAGAAAAAAAAAACAAAAAAAAAAUUACGAAGAAAAAAAAACAAAAACAAACAUGUAUGUUUGAUAAAAGGUACAAAAAAACGAAAAAAAAAAAUUAAUUCUCACCAUACACACAUACCCAAAUAUAUUAAAGAAAUACUAAAAACAAAAUUUUUUUUAAAUGUAUAAUAAUUGCAAAUCGUAGUUGUUAACAGACAAGAAAUGCGUAUGCAAUUUGAUAAUUAUACCUACCUAAUAAAUGAUAAUUUAUAAUGUGCUACCGGAGACGUAUAUACGUGAAAAAGAGGUCUAUCAGAUUAUGGGAACAGACAAUAUAUUAUCACAUUGACGUGCUCUGGGAAAAAAGUAACGAGUUUCAACAAUUAUCGUGAGAGAUUAAGAGGAAAACAAAAACACAAAAAAAAAUAAAAAUAAAAAAAUGAAACAUAAAAAUCAAAUAAAACAAAUAUAUUGAACGAGGAUCGAUGUAACUAGCUGGGAGUAACCAAUUAAAAGCAUUGCAGACA